AUAAACUCAUCAGUCAUGUCUGGAAGAGGUAAAACCAGCGGUAAGACCAGAGCGAAGGCCAAGACAAGGUCCUCCAGGGCCGGGCUCCAGUUCCCCGUGGGCCGUGUCCACAGACACUUGAGGAAGGGUAACUACGCCCAUCGUAUCGGCGCCGGAGCUCCGGUGUACCUGGCGGCGGUGCUUGAGUAUUUGACCGCUGAGAUCCUUGAGCUGGCCGGGAACGCGGCCCGCGACAACAAGAAGACCCGCAUCAUCCCCCGUCACCUGCAACUGGCCGUCCGCAACGACGAGGAGCUCAACAAGCUGCUGGGCGGAGUGACCAUCGCUCAGGGCGGCGUGCUGCCCAACAUCCAGGCGGUGCUGCUGCCCAAGAAGACCGAGAAGGCCGCCAAGAAGUAGAGACCCGGACCGGUUCUCAGUUCACCCAACGGCUCUUUUAAGAGCCACCCACUCCUCUGAAAGAGAAAUCCUGUUAAGUUAUUUAUCACGUAUGUACGAAUAUAUUUUAGAUCCAA
Pseudoliparis swirei is the source of this 515-nucleotide messenger RNA. Its product is annotated as histone H2A-like. The transcript has a single exon. The record is from RefSeq and is a predicted model, not a curated record. Gene Ontology annotation, cellular component: nucleosome. Gene Ontology annotation, molecular function: structural constituent of chromatin; protein heterodimerization activity; DNA binding. Bases 16 to 399 code for a protein of 127 amino acids. NCBI's taxonomy places the organism in Eukaryota, Metazoa, Chordata, Actinopteri, Perciformes, Liparidae.